UGAAAGGGGCCGAGAGCUCAGGGCCCCGCAGACCGCUCGAGACGCUGCUGGCGAGCGUGUCUCCCGCCGCCAUGGCCCGACUGCUGCGCGUGUCCUGCCUGCUCCCCCUGCUGCUGGCGGGGCUUGUCUCACCCGGCCAGGGACAGGAGAAGUCCAAGACGAACUGCCAUCCUGAUGUGAGUGGCACCAUCUACGAUUACGGGGCCCUCACCAUCGAUGGUGAGGAAUACAUCCCCUUCAAGCAGUAUGCAGGCAAAUACGUCCUCUUUGUCAACGUGGCCAGCUACUGAGGCCUGACAGGCCAGUACAUAGAACUGAAUGCACUGCAAGAGGAGCUUGGGCCCUUUGGUCUGGUCAUCCUGGGCUUCCCCUCCAAUCAAUUCGGAAAACAGGAACCAGGCGAGAACUCAGAGAUCCUGGCCACCCUCAAGCAUGUCCGGCCAGGCGGAGGGUUUGUGCCCAAAUUCCAGCUCUUUGAGAAAGGGGAUGUGAAUGGGGACAAAGAGCAGAAGGUAUUCACGUUCCUGAAGAACUCCUGCCCUCCCACUUCGGAGCUCCUGGGCACAUCUAGCCGCCUCUUCUGGGAGCCCAUGAAGGUCCAUGACAUCCGCUGGAACUUUGAGAAGUUCUUGGUGGGGCCCAAUGGCGUACCCAUCAUGCGCUGGUACCACCGCACCACAAUCAGCAAUGUCAAGAUGGACAUCUUGAGCUAUAUGAAGCGACAGGCAGCCCUGGAGGCUGAAGGGAAGUAACUGAGCUGUCCAGCCCACACAGGACCCCGGGAACCACUCAGGAAGGAACCUGUCUCCCCAGCCACAUUGCACCCCCAGACCUGUGGCUACAUGUGCCCAGGCCACUAGAAAACAUGCCCCUCUGUCUCCAAUUCUGUCCAAUGAUGGCAAUCCACUUAUAGCUGAACCCAAAGAAAAAGCAGCUCUCAACCCACUUGUUCUACUGACCCAGGGGCUUUAGUCUCAGGGGGUCACAUCUCCUAAUCUUCCAGAAGUUUCCUCCCCACCUACUACCACUUACUCCUCCUGUCACAUAGCCUCUCUCCUUCUUGAGGGUCUCCCCCAAGCCUCCUCCCCCUGCCCCUGUAGUGAUCUGUGAGAACAGUUGCCAAGGCAAUGUGAGGGAGGCCAGCUCCCUGUGCUGGGAAGCAUCUCCAUGAAGGAGGGGCCCGAAGCCCUUGUGGCGGGCCUCCCCUAAGCCUGUCUGGAGGGUCGGCCCUUAGUGCAUUCAGGCCGAGCCACAGACAGGGAUGCCAACCUCCUGCGAGGGGCUGUGCUCUCCUCUCACUCUGACCAUUGGCCUUAGAGCUCCCCACCCACUGGUCCAAUAAAAGCCUCUGCAGCA
Molecule: messenger RNA, 1356 nt
Organism: Erinaceus europaeus (western European hedgehog)
Lineage: Eukaryota; Metazoa; Chordata; Mammalia; Eulipotyphla; Erinaceidae
Gene: GPX3
Product: glutathione peroxidase 3
Exons: 5
Biological process (GO): response to oxidative stress
Molecular function (GO): glutathione peroxidase activity
Source: RefSeq, a predicted model, not a curated record